AUGAUAGGCGUCGGCAUCCUCGGCGCGGCGAACAUCGCCAACAAAAACAUCCUUGGAAUAACGCUGGCCGACAACGUUCAGGUUGUGGCAGUGGGCAGCCGGGACAAGGCCAAGGCGGAGGCGCAGCUGGAGCGGUGCGGGCUGGCGGGCGCCGUUGCCGCCUAUGGCAGCUACGACGAGGUGGUUGGCGACCCGCGGGUGGAUGCCGUCUACAUCACGCUCCCCGCCGCCCUGCACCUACCCUGGGUGCGCAAGGCAGCGGCCGCGGGCAAGCACGUGCUGGUGGAGAAGCCGGUGGCGGUGGACGGCGUCGAGCUGGAUGCCAUGCUGGCGGCGUGCGCCGACGCGGGCGUGCAGCUGAUGGAUGGCACCAUGUGGUCCCACAGCCCCCGAACGGAGCGCAUGGCGGCGAUCCUCCGAGAUCCUGCAGCUGUUGGAGAGCUGAAAGCUGUGACCUCGGCCUUCACCUUUUACGGCAAGCAGAUUGCGGCGGGCGCUGGCGAUUUUCUGAAGAAUGAUGUGCGUGUGAAGAAGGACUGUGAUCCGCUGGGCGCGCUGGGAGACUUGGGCUGGUACUGCGUGCGCGGCAUCCUGUGGGCAUACGGCUUUGAGGCCCCCACCUCGGUGACCGCCCAUGCUGGUGCUGCAUUCAAUGAGGAAGGCGUGCCGCUGCACAUCGGCGCCACCCUGCUGUUCUCGGGCGGGCGCCGAGGCCACUUUGAAUGCGGGUUUGACCGUGCGCUCACACAGUCGCUGGAGGUGGCAGGCACGCUGGGCACCAUCCAGCUGAAUGACUUUGUGAUCCCCCGUUCAGUGAAGCAGUCCAGCUUUGUGGUGACGGGCGAGCACGGGUUGCGGGAUUGUGACACGUGGGAUGCCACACGCCGCGACGAGGUGGUGGUCCACCUGGCCAAGCCGCAGGAGGUGUGCAUGUGGGAGAGGUUUGGCGGGCUGGUGCAGCACAUCCAGUCGGGCGGCCAGCCGGACGCCUUCUGGCCGCGCAUCACCGAGCUGACGCAGCGGGUGCUGUUUGCGGUGGAGCGGUCAGCCAGGGAGGGGUGCCGCGAGGUGAGGCUCAGCCUGUGA
Molecule: messenger RNA, 1086 nt
Organism: Chlorella variabilis
Lineage: Eukaryota; Viridiplantae; Chlorophyta; Trebouxiophyceae; Chlorellales; Chlorellaceae
Exons: 8
Coding region: 1-1086 (361 amino acids)
Molecular function (GO): nucleotide binding
Source: RefSeq, a predicted model, not a curated record